GGUAGUAUGUCAUCAAGUAUGUUUCUCUUCCUGGCAGUCAGUGGGAACAUUUACAUAGCUGCGGAUCGAACUUCGUUCAAUGUAUCUCAAUCGCCCAAAGAAGCGGUGGUAUCCAAAGGAGAGAACGUCACGUUCUACUGCGUAUUUCCCAUUUCCCAGGAUGAAUCCUGGGUAAAAGUCUACUGGUGGAAACAGGGCGAGAAUGAAUACCAACGGACUAGCACCGGCAGCAGAAAGCGUUCCGGUCGGAGAGGUAAAAGAACUUGGUACUUUGAGUUGCAAAAUGUAAUGGUCCAAGAUUCUGGAUUGUAUCUGUGUUCAUUGACCCGCAAAGGAUUGCCUGCAAGAAAUGGAACCGGAUCACUUCUGAAAGUUCACGCAGUACCAACUCCAUUGAAGAUUUUCGCGAAAAAGCAUUCAACUACCGCCUUGAUUAUUGUGUGUGAAACAGCUGCAUUUUAUCCCAAGGACUUCUCGCUUACCUGGUAUAAAAAUGGUGUUGAAAUAGUUUUGGGCACGCAGACUAAUAUAAAGAAGAACACCGAAGGUCUUUAUGAGGUUUCGAGCAACUUGACAGAGAUGCAGCCAGAUAAGAUCGGCAGGAAUUAUACCUGCAUGGUAUCUCAUGUCUCGCUCAAUACUUCAGCGGUGGCAGUCUAUUCUAUUUCCAAAUCUAACCAAGGUUCCUCUGGCAAAUCUCUUUCCAUUUGGGUUUCCGGUGGUACAUUGGCUGGAUUUGUGAUCUUACUGCUAAUGUUCGUCAUUCGGACGCAGUGCCGAAAGCAGGAAAGGAAGGUUAAUGAAGCAUGUCUUACAGAAGCGGAUCAUCCUGAGAAAACGGGAGCCGCGGCUGCAUAUUACGCCGCUGUAGACUUCAAGAGAUUCAAGCACACUCCAGAACGAAAAAGCCAUCGUGAAAAAAUCGCGUUUGUUCAGGCAGUCCAAGAACAUUCAAGUGACGAGUUGUCGUAUGCGACCUUGGCAUUGACUGGAAAAAACAACAGGAGGAUUUGCAUAAGUAACACAGAAUAUGCCGAGCUGCAGAGACACAAACAUAUGGGAGAAACUGUGGUUGUACAUCAAAAAUAAGAUGAAAUUUGCCACGCCAUUAUAGAUGGAAAGGGCGCGUCCUUGGUAAGGCCUUAGAACAACGCGGAACUAUAAGUAACAUAAAUCGGAAUCGAUAUUUUUUCUUGUAUAUACUCCGCCAGUUAGUGAAGUCUUAUUUCACUACAAAGGCAAAUGUUACUAUAGACACACAUUACUUUAUCGCUCUGUAUGUAAAAUUGUGUCGUCUUCUGCAGUUCCUAUACUCAAUGACUGCGCGAGGCAUGGUGAAUACCAUGGAUUUAUUGCACAUUUGAUGAAAGCAAUAUUCUUCUCUGUUCUGAAUUACUGACUUCAUAUAUUUGAACUGUGGUUUUCAGUUUCACCUGGCCAAUUCGUGGGGCAUAUUAACUCUCCUUGCAUCUAAAACGCUUCCAGAGUACUGUAUUCUGCUCAUGUUAGUAAUAUCAAAUCUCCUCACUGUAACGUCAAGAGAUGACAGAGUCUGCUCAUUCUCCCCAUAUACGACUAUCCUGCCAAUCCAUGAAUCCAUCCUUCACUCCUCUCCUUAUACGGCAAGUAUAUCGUUUCUCUUUUUAGGUUGAAAGACAACUCCUCUUCUUACUUUUCCACAUAUAUUCCUACACCGCUGGAAUAAAAUGUGUCAGUACUCUGCACAAAUCGUCUUAUAUUUCGCCUAGCAAACCUCCACCAUUCUUCACUGCGUGCUAAGUCUGCGACCUAAGUUUAGGCGAGCCGUAUGCCAGACAAUA
This is a messenger RNA of Mobula hypostoma (lesser devil ray), 1820 nucleotides long. Its product is annotated as tyrosine-protein phosphatase non-receptor type substrate 1-like. The coding region runs from base 7 to 1089 and encodes 360 amino acids. The record is from RefSeq and is a predicted model, not a curated record. Gene Ontology annotation, cellular component: plasma membrane. The transcript has 7 exons. Lineage: Eukaryota; Metazoa; Chordata; Chondrichthyes; Myliobatiformes; Myliobatidae.